Molecule: messenger RNA, 1671 nt
Organism: Anoplophora glabripennis (Asian longhorned beetle)
Lineage: Eukaryota; Metazoa; Arthropoda; Insecta; Coleoptera; Cerambycidae
Exons: 6
Coding region: 1-1671 (556 amino acids)
Molecular function (GO): calcium ion binding
Source: RefSeq, a predicted model, not a curated record
AUGGUGAGAUCUAAUACUGAAACAACUUCAGAAGAUAAUGAGGUUACUUUAAACACUACAAGAUCUACAAAUAUUAAACAAAACACCUUGGAACAUGUAACAAACUUCAGUAGUACGACUGAGGUUUCAUCUUUAACUCAAGAACCCAUGUCAGCAAAUAACUCAUCACCAAAUACUCCAAAUAGUACAUCAGCAGAAGAUACAACUGAAAAUGAAGACUUAAUCGAAACUACCAGAAGUACUAGCAAUGCCGAUACAAAUAGCAUUGAAAUCGAAAAUACAUCAAAUGCAAGCUUAAGUACCGACACUUCGACAUCGGAAGACUUUGCAACAAUAAUAGAAAGUGAUGUAGACAUUAAUACCAACACAACAUACCAAGAAGCUGUGAGUAAAGCAGAUAAUGUAACAAAUGUUAAUGGGACGAAGAGGAUCACCACAAAAGAACCUUAUAAGCAACCAUUUUCUAUGAAACAUGCUCUUAGAGACAUAGCGUACUAUUUGAGAGCAUAUAAGUUCAACGAAUACGACAGAAGAUAUGAAACAAAUGCUGAAACUGCUCCAAGGAGAUAUUUCAAAGAGUUUCCUCGCCCUCCCUUACGAUCUCUCCACUGGGAGGUACACAAGUACUGCGAGCCUUCUUUUUCAGGCUGUGUCGACUACUUACGGAAGCGAAUACGAUUAGUCUCACUGAAGAGAGCAGACGACACUACGGUGGUGAUGCAGGAACAGAACUGGACGAUGACAAAUCACAGCGAGCAGAUUAAACAGAUAGACGAAGAAUGUAAGAAAUUGAAAAAAAUUGGUAAUAAUGUAGCGGAACCAUUUGAAGGUCCCAUAGAACGUUUCCAGUGGAGAGUCACAGCCAGCUACUACAUGUGUUGGUACACUAUGCAGCAGGUUCCGGAAAUGAAGCACCUCUCUGAACACUGUGAUAACUUUGCUGACUGUUUGGACAACGCUCUAGGACCAAAUAACAAAGACGUACGCGCGAAUGACUCAGACCCUUAUGCUUGUGCUCUCUACAGCUUCUGUCCCAAUCCAUGUUGCCCUAUGCGACAUCUAACUAAGUAUGAGAACUGUUGGAAUUCAGCUGAGAACCCAUGCUUCAUUGGGAACGUUGCUGGCCAAAGGGAAUGUGCUGUGAACCGAUCCAGUAAUACUGAGUUUAGGGAUAUCAUCCUGAAUAGGUGGAACGUGACUUGCAGAUGUCCACAGGGCUACGAAUGGAAUUCCCGUUUCGGAAUGUGUAUCGAUGUGGACGAAUGUGAGAGGGGAGGACAUAAUUGCGACCGGAAAUUGCAUCAGGGAUGCCUUAAUUUGGCCGGCAGCUUCAGAUGCGCUUGUAUGUGGGGACACGUUUGGAACCCAACGGAAAAACAAUGCAUUGCCAGUAAGGCCCUCCAUCACCUUAAAUUAUCCAAUAAAAAAGAUACCGGAAGCAGCGGCGAAAAGUCUGAGUCCCUGAUAAGAAAGCUAACUAAGUUUUUCAGAAGAAGCGCAGCUAAUACAUUGCGCUUCGAUAAGAUCGCGCUCCUUCCCAACCUAUUGUGGUAUCCAUUUGCGGUAUUUUUGGCUCUUGUAGAAGAUGUGAAUUGUGCGACUUACGCUUACAUGACAUCAAGAAAGAAGAAAGCGUAUUGCUUAUUACUAUCCGACCAUCUAAGACAGUGA